This is a messenger RNA of Ctenocephalides felis (cat flea), 3444 nucleotides long. It is a transcript of the gene Nox, whose product is annotated as NADPH oxidase 5. Gene Ontology annotation, biological process: superoxide anion generation; defense response. Lineage: Eukaryota; Metazoa; Arthropoda; Insecta; Siphonaptera; Pulicidae. Gene Ontology annotation, molecular function: calcium ion binding; superoxide-generating NAD(P)H oxidase activity. Gene Ontology annotation, cellular component: plasma membrane; NADPH oxidase complex. The transcript has 20 exons. The record is from RefSeq and is a predicted model, not a curated record.
AUGGAAGAAGAGAGCAGACGCGAGCGAAGAUACACUAAAAAUCUUCACGAGUGCUCCUUGAUGCUUCAGGAAAUUGAUGGAGGUAGAUACACAAGGGAAGGAUUUCGCAGACUUUUCAAAACAAGGUAAGAUCUACUAUCCAAAGUGUUCAGGCUUUUUGAUCAAAACGAAACAGAGAUUCUACAGCAAGAUCGAUGGGUCGAAUGCAUCAAAAAACGUUUAACGGACGCAAGUCAAAUAGAAUUUGCAGAGCAAGUGGAAAACGUAGCUUUCUUACUUUGUGGAGAAGAACCAAUAGAUAAUGAUAAAUUUUACCAAAUAUUUCAAGAGAAAAAUAUCGUAGAUAAACUCUUCCGUGUAAUUGAUCAGAAUGCAACAGGAUCUGUGUCAACUGAACAAAUUAUGGAAUUUUUAGCCAAUCUCACUAAUUGCAGUCCGAGAGCUGGUUUCGACAAAGGAAGUUUAGAAUGGUUAGAGCAAUUAUUUCGGCAAACUGUUGGAAAUGGAAAAGAAAUCCGCCGUGAAGAUUUUAAGAAGAUAGUCAUAUCUAAAAAUCCUUUCUUCACGGAACGUGUGUUUCAAAUAUUUGACAGAGAUAAUUCUGGAUCCAUAUCCAUGCAAGAGUUUUUGGAUGCGAUGCAAAGAUUUGCUGGACAAUCUUCAGAUGAUAAAAUUAGAUUUUUAUUUAAAGUAUAUGAUUUAGAUGGUGAUGGUUUGAUCCAGCAAUGCGAACUGCAACAUGUAAUGCGUGCUUGUAUGGAAGAAAAUGGAAUGCAGUUCAGUGAAGACCAAAUUUACGAUUUGACCAUGGCAAUGUUUGAAGACGCAGAUCCACAUAAUCGUGGAGCUAUCACAUAUGAAGCUCUUAAAAAUCAAUUAGAGAAGCAUGGAGGGUUACUAGAAAACUUAUCAAUAAGCAUCGACCGAUGGCUGGUUCCUCCAAAACCAAAAGCGCCACCAGCAUCUAUGAUUGGAAAACUUUUGGCUCUGAAACCAUAUCAGCUCUCUAGACCUUAUAUAAGAAAUAACUAUGUAUUUUUAAUUUAUUUAGCGAUAUUUGUUAGUAUUAACUUUGGUCUUUUUGUAUCACGAUUGAUUCAAUAUCAAGACAGCCAUAUAUUUGUGAGGAUUGCCAGAGGAUGCGGUCAGUGUUUAAACUUCAAUUGUAUGAUGAUUUUAGUACUUAUGCUCCGGCAAAGUAUAACAUUUCUUCGAACAAGAGGAUUUGGAACAUUUUUACCAUUGGAUCAACAUAUCUAUUUGCAUAAAAUGACUGGAAUGGUUGUGGCGUUUUUUAGUAUAAUUCACACACUUGCUCAUCUUCUAAACUUUAGUAUGAUGGUGAUGGAUGAUCCAAUUCUAAAUAAAGGCAACUUUACGUUGACUGAUUGGUUGCUCACUGCCAAACCAGGCCAUUUUGGUUUGGUGCAUGGAUGUGCAAACCCAACAGGAAUUGCACUCAUUCUUAUCCUGAUCAUAAUGACACUUUGCUCACAAGCGUUUGUAAGACGUGGUGGAUGCUUUGAGAUAUUUUAUUGGACACACUUACUGUAUAUACCAUUUUGGCUGCUUCUAAUCUUUCACGGACCAAACUUUUGGAAGUGGUACAUUAUACCAGGUUUAAUAUUUAUCAUCGAGAGGAUCAUAAGAUUUUCCUGGAUGCGUGCAGAACGUGGAAAAACAUACAUCAGCUCUGGUUUAUUGCUUCCUUCGCAUGUAACGCAUUUGGUCAUCAAACGUCCUCAUCAUUUUGAUUUUCAUCCUGGUGACUACGUGUUUGCCAAUGUUCCUGCUAUCGCCAAAUAUGAAUGGCAUCCUUUCACCAUAAGCAGCGCUCCCGAACAAGAAGAUUACAUCUGGUUACACGUCCGAGGAGUAGGGCAGUGGACAAACAGGCUGUAUAAUUAUUUUGAAAUCGAACAAGAACGUUUGCAGAAUGGAGAAGUUCCAGCUGUAGUUGGUGGCUUUUCGGGAACGGAUUCUCCAAAUAACGAUGUAUUUUCUUUACAAAUAUCCGAGAAAAACAAAAACGUUGCAAAUAAUACCCAGGACAACAGAAAUCCAAUCAAAAAACUCACAGCUUCCAUCCAUCAUAGUUUGACGAGCACAAGUCCAAUUAAAAAUAAUGGAGUCUUAAACAAUUCUUCGGGAUAUAUCAAUGAAUCUUUUGUCAUGAACGAGCAAGGAAAGAUGGCAUCGCUAUCUGAUUGCGAUUUGAACUCAAAAAUGCCUUCAGGAAGCAAAGAUGAGCCAGUAGCGCCAUUAAGAAAAAUGACUCCCGAAAGAAAGUUGCAAAUGAUGUUGUUCAACCACAAGGCGCCUUUGGAGAAAUCAUUAUCCAUGCCUGAUAUUCAAAUAAAAGCCAAAAAUAGGGAACGAUUUCGUGUGUUACGCGAGUACAUGCGAUCAGAAUCUGAGCGCAGUUUCGAUGAAGUUCAAAUUCGACGAGCUCGUCUGCAGUCGCUAGGACUUGCCUAUCUAAGUCCACAAAACAAAUCCUUGGCCCAGAGUUUCCGAUACAUGAGACACAAACCUACAAUUAUUGCCUUCAAGACACCUAGUCUUGAAAACUGCGAGCAGAGAGACUCGGCUUCUUCCAUCGGAUCCAUGAUGGUGUCUGUCCGCAUUGACCGUGCAGGAGAAGAUAGCAAUUCCGUCGUGGCGAUUGGAGACCAACAAAAACCAACAGAUAUCAAUUCUCCUUGUAGAUCGCCAAGACCUGUUAAUUAUCCAGUUGGAAAACCAUUGGAGAUUUACCUGGAUGGGCCUUAUGGCGCACCAUCCAGUCACAUCUUUCGGGCGCAGCAUGCAGUUCUGAUAGCAACUGGUAUCGGUGUGACACCAUUUGCCUCCAUCCUGCAGUCCAUCAUGCAUCGUUAUUGGAAGGCUCGCCAUUCUUGUCCAAAAUGCAAAUUUUCUUGGGCCAGUGAGAUCCCGCCAACAGUCAUGAAUUUGAGAAAGGUUGACUUUUUCUGGAUAAAUCGAGACCAGCGUUCUUUCGAAUGGUUCGUAAAUUUAUUAUCACAACUUGAAAUCGAGCAAGCUGAAUUAGGUGGAGCUAUGGAACGUUUCCUUGAAAUGCACAUGUACAUCACCAGUGCUUUACAGAAAACUGAUAUGAAAGCAGUUGGUUUACAGCUAGCUCUUGAUUUACUUCAUGAAAAGGAAAAGCGCGACUUGAUCACUGGUCUUAAAACAAGAACAAUUGCAGGAAGACCAAAUUGGGACAAAGUAUUCAAACAAUUACAAGACCAGAAAAAAGGAAAAAUCACCAUGUUCUACUGCGGUCCUCCUCAAUUAGCAAAAACUCUACGAGUCAAAUGUGACCAAUAUGGCUUCAAUUUCCGCAAAGAAAUAUUUUAAAAAAUCAUAAAUAUUUUUAUUUGUUUAUAUUAAUUUAUGGCGAUCGCUUAUUGAAAUAUUGUAUAUUGUAUUUAUACUAAA